Lampris incognitus (smalleye Pacific opah) is the source of this 3333-nucleotide messenger RNA. RefSeq names its product phosphatidylinositol glycan anchor biosynthesis, class O (gene pigo). Gene Ontology annotation, biological process: GPI anchor biosynthetic process. Gene Ontology annotation, cellular component: endoplasmic reticulum membrane. Gene Ontology annotation, molecular function: mannose-ethanolamine phosphotransferase activity. The coding region runs from base 52 to 3333 and encodes 1093 amino acids. The transcript has 11 exons. Lineage: Eukaryota; Metazoa; Chordata; Actinopteri; Lampriformes; Lampridae. The record is from RefSeq and is a predicted model, not a curated record.
GGAGGAAGAGGACAAAACCUGAACGCGGCAAGUGUCUCCCAUGUGCCUACGAUGAAGAGGCUGCCAAUCCUGUCCCUGCUGCUGUGGGUGUGUGCAGUCUUCUAUGUUGGCAUCUACUUGUUUGUGGGUGGAUUUCUGUUGGUGAGGCUGGAGGUGAACAGGACCAGUACCUGUGGGGAUGUGCUCCUACCUGGAGGAGAGCAGAGAGACUUCUGCCAUGCUAAACCACGUUUCCGUAGGGCUGUGCUUCUCAUCAUCGAUGCCCUCAGGUAUGACUUUGCCCGCUUCGACCCCUCCAACACAAGGCCGCGGCCCUAUGAGAACAAGCUGCCUGUUCUGCAGGAGAUUAUGUCUUUAAGACCUUCUCACAGCCGCCUGUACCCUUUUCGGGCUGACCCACCCACAACUACCAUGCAGAGAAUCAAGGGCUUCACCACUGGUUCUCUGCCCACCUUCAUCGACGUCGGUAAUAACUUUGCCUCCAGUGCCAUCUUGGAGGACAACAUCGUUCACCAGCUGGGCCAAAUGGGCAAACGUGUGGUGUUCAUGGGCGACGAUACGUGGGAAAAUCUUUUCCCCAAGAAGUUCUACCGUUCUCUGCCCUUUCCUUCUUUCAAUGUGAAGGAUCUGCACACGGUGGAUAAUGGCAUCCUCCAGCACCUCUACUCAACCAUGGUGGGUGAUGAAUGGGAUUUCCUAGUUGCUCAUUUCCUCGGAGUGGAUCACUGUGGGCACAGGUUUGGCCCCGACCAUCCCGCCAUGGCGGACAAGCUCACCCAGAUGGAUGGGGUCAUCAGGUCUGUAAUUGACCGUUUGCAGAAUGACACCCUGUUGGUGGUGAUGGGGGACCAUGGUAUGACGGACACCGGAGACCACGGUGGAGAGAGUCAGAAGGAGACUGAUGCUGCCAUCUUCCUUUACAGCCCAUCCCCUCUUUUCCCUGGACCCCCAGCCCAGGAUGAACCAGACGUGGUCCCCCAGACAGACCUGGUGCCCACCCUGUCUCUGCUGCUGGGAGUACCGAUCCCUUACAGCAGCGUCGGUCAGGUCCUCCUGCCUCUAUUCCCUCCACAUCAGCUGACUGAAGAUGCAGUUACAGGACUCAGCCAGCUGGAGGCGCUGUGGAUCAACGCCAAACAGGUCAACCGUUUCUUGGAGACUUACUCCAGCAUGGCCAAAGACAUCCCACCAGAGAGUCUCUCCAAGCUGCAGGCCGAAUUCACCCGCCUGUCCUCUCACUACAUCGCCACGGUCCAAGAGGCUGCGGGGACCUCCCCACAGCGGAUGGCCGCCGUGCAGGCCUACCUCACCUCUGUCAGGGACACUUGCCGGGCUACAUGGGCCCGCUUCAACCCUCUCAAGAUGGCCACAGGCUUAGUCAUCCUGGGCUUUGCCUGCUUGUUGUGUGUCAUCCUCUCCGAGCUGUCGUGUGUGCUGGUGAUGGAGCUCAGACUUCUGAAGGCCCCGGUUGUGGCGGCUCUGUCGUUGGGGGUAUUUGUGGCUGCUGGCCAGCUGCUUAGUCAAGGCCACAUUGAGGUUGCAUGGUGCCUGGCCGCCAUCGCCUUUGUCUCAGAGCUGCUCUUUCUCUGGAGUACCUGUCGAGCCAGGGUAUCUGCUGUGGCUGUAAAUGGAUCCAAAGUUCACAAGCGAGCUUGUUGGUUUGGUUGGUUGACCCCACGCCAUCUCCUGGUCCCACCCCUCUUGGUGCCGCUCCUUCGCUGUGCCUCCCUGCUCUCAGACAGUUAUGUAAUAGCGGAGGGCCGCGUGGUCACCUUUCUGGUCUUCUCUCUGGGCCUGUACAUCCCCAUCCAUCUAAACUGGGAUGGGCUGCUUCUGCCCCCUAGCCACGACACUCUGAAACCCGUUGGAGUGCAGCCAUCGCCAGUUCUAUCCCCCUCGGCUGUGAGGAGGGAGAGCACCACCCUUCUGGGCUGCCUGGGACUUCUGGUGUUCAGCCUGUACCUCUCCCUGUCCUUCCAUGGCUGCCGGGAGGAGCAGGGCUCCUGCCAGCCUUCCCCGUUCCUCUCUCCUCUCUCCCGCCUACAGGACAGCCAGCUGAAGAAUCUUCACUACGUCCUCUCCUUGGCCUCCCUGGGACUGUGGACCUACCUGCUGAGAUACUGGCUCCGCCACUACGGGAACCUCAACUCCUCAGGUGGGACUGUGUUCACGGCCCGCUGGAUCCUGCCGACGCUGUGCAUCUGCCUGGGCCUCCACUGGGCGGUCAGCGCCACUCCAGAGGACAGCUUCAGAAAUCUGGCAGAACUUAUCAGUCUGGCUCAGCUGGCCCUCCCCAGGGCUGCCUUCUGCCUCCUGGGUCUGGGGCUGUUCCUACUUUGGCUUGACCCUCUCACUGUGUUUGUGAAAGCCAGGGCCGCGGCUACAUCCAGGGGUUCAUCACUGCCACUGCCCUGCUAUAGGGCAAGUACAGGUAUCAGCCCCCAGGCUGAACUUCAUCACCUCAUUCCCCAGAUCUACCAACGCAUGCGUCGUUCCCUGGAGGAUGGCGAUCCAAUUGGGGGUGCCGAAGAGGAUGGCAGGCCAGCUGUUGAGGCUUAUGGGCUGGGAACGGUUUACUCUGCCCCCCUGCUUCUGUUCUGUGGCCUGCUGGGUAUUGGACUGUUGCUGCUGCACCCAGAGGGCAUGGCUCUGUCUUUUCUCUUGCUGCUCCUGGAAAUGGGAGCCCUGCUGCAUAUCCACGCCUCCUCCAUGACCCUAAAUUGCCUGAAUGGGGUGGUCUCAGGUGGUUUCAAUGUGCCCUGGACUCCCAUAGUGCUUUGGUCCUUGGCUGCCACCCAGUUCUUUCAUGCCACAGGUCACCUGCCCACCUUCCCUUCCAUUCAGUGGGGAGCUGCCUUUGUGGGCUUCCCUGAUGGACACACGGGAACGAUACUGCCGGCCUCGUUGGUCACUCUCAACACCUUCUCGUCGCACAUCCUUUUUGCAGUGGGCUGUCCGUUACUCCUGUUCUGGCCACUGGUGUGUGAGGUACGUGGAGGCAGAGGGGGGAGGACGGGAGGGGAGGAAGGAGAGGAUGCUGUGAUGGAGAUGAGGCUGAGAGAAAACCCUCUGCAGUUCAGCUCUGCCCUCCUUCAACUCUCAACACGCUACCUCUUCAUCCAAGGAGCACAGGUCUUUGCAUCAGUCUGUGCAGCUGCUAUCCUCAGGAGACACCUAAUGGUAUGGAAAGUUUUCGCACCCAAGUUAAUGUUCGAGGCCUCCGGGUUUCUGGUGAGCAGUGGGUUUCUGCUGGUCGGUGUCAGUCUGGUGAUGAGAGUAGAUGUGGCUGUCGGCCGCUGGUUUAAAAGACUUCUCCCUGAUGCUUCAAGGUAG